Molecule: messenger RNA, 2918 nt
Organism: Corvus hawaiiensis (hawaiian crow)
Lineage: Eukaryota; Metazoa; Chordata; Aves; Passeriformes; Corvidae
Exons: 2
Coding region: 1447-2109 (220 amino acids)
Source: RefSeq, a predicted model, not a curated record
ACUAAAUCCUAGCAGGUGCAAAGCCUAUCUCACAUCUCAAAAUAGUAGUUCUGGUAGAAUCCCAAAUAAUGAGCCCCUGUGUACCUGGGCAGCACAUGUGCCUGUAGUGUCUGCUCUGUGUAGGUUAUUUAAACGCAUUUUCAUCUCACAUGGCUUUGUAGUGCCCAAGUGUUAAUGCUGGUUUCCUGGCCAGCCUUACUCCCAUCAUGUCAUGUGGGGCAGUUAAGCAUCUUCACAGCACUUUCAUAAUUCUUCUAGGCUUGUUGAACAAGAAGGUGGUGAAAAACGAAUUUAAUGUCUUGAAGUGUGAGGCUUAGAGUUUCUUAUCUCUGAAAAUUCCCCACAAAAUACUGGGUAGUUUGAAGGGAGGUUUAAGGCAGGUGCAGGUUGUCAUGGUUGCUGCUGAUGUCACAGUCCGAAAAUGACCUGUGGCUGCCCUAUGAGGGCGGUUCCAAGUGCUCCAUGUAGUUCCAUUAUUUUCAAUGCAUCCCUAGUGGGUCAGGCAGGUGAGUCUGUUGGCUCAACCAUACCUUGAGCCCACUCCAGUGCAGUCCUUCCUUCCCAGGGGAUGAGAGCUUCCUUCUCCCUGCCUGGCGCUGCUGCCAGUGUGUGUCAGGGAGCCCUCUGAGCUGCUGGCUUUGCACAUCUCUUGCAGUGAGUGGGUAUUUCACAGCUAAUCCUCUUCCUUCUGAAAGAGGUGGAAUAGUUGUGUGGGCAGAAUACAUUGUUGGGUAAAUCAAAACUUUAUUUUGAAUUGGAAUUUAAAAACUUGACCCAGCUACUCAGCUUUGGUAUAGAAAUCAUUUUGCUGGACUUCAAGAUCUAAUCCUGCUGCCACUGCUGUCCUUCACAGCAGGAGGGCCCUUGCCAUGGAAAGCUGCAAUUGUUUAACAUGUGGAGAAAAACUGCAGCUUAUGGGAUGUUGGGCCAGGUCAAGUAGGGCUUUUACUCCUCCACAACUACCAACAGGUUGGACACAUAGGUUUCAAGGAAGGAUGGAUGGAAUUUUCAGCUUUAUGCAUUACAGAUGAAGGAGGAGAAAAUGUAGUAAGCAAAGUGGACUGUAACAACAGGCCGGUAGGCCUGUGGUCACUAUCAUAUAGUUGGAUUUUGCUGAUGAGAUGGUAGUAAGUCCUUUUGAGUUUGAUACAAGGUGCCCAAAAUUAUGUAAUCCUCCUUUCUCUCUCCUCUGUCAUCUCUUUCUACUGUACCAGACUGCCGAGGUACAAAGGCUCUGGAAGGUCCAACCCAAAUAGUAUGUGGCUGCAAUUUGUGAAUCUUGUAGCAAAACUCUGCUAUUUUCACAUUCAUUUGGUCCCACCAAACGCAGCAUUGGCUGCUCAGAGCAGCAGGUGGUGCCUGUUUUGAACCUGUGCUGCACAAUUGCCUUUGCUACUUCUACUCCUUUCCCCAGCAGCACAGUAAACUGACGUGUGAGAGGAAGCUAUGGCAUCAAAGGAGCCGGUCUCCUUUGUGGACAGAACCACCUGGGAUUUCCUCAACUUACUGGACAUGCUGGGGAGCCGGAAUGGACGGGUGGGUGUGAUGGAGGUGGACCAUGCCGAUUCAAGAGCUCCCUCAUUGCUGGUGGAUUUUACCCGGGACCUGUGUGGCACAGGGGACAUCAAGCACAAACAGCAGGCAGAGAGUGAGGGAAAGGAAGAAGAGGAUAUGGUUCCGCCACAUCUGAUUUUUAUGCUAUGGCAAGCCAGUGUGUUGAAAAGGCUCAUGCAGUGGGAUCACCUGGAGGAGGCUGUCCGGGAUGUGAGGAACCUCCUCCCCUGCCUGCCGGACGUGCUGGUGCUUGUGAUGAUCCGUCCUGACUCCCAGGAGCAGCUGGACCAGGCAGUGAGAGCGCUGAGGAGAAUGCAGUGCGUGCUGGACGGGGCCCUGCAACUGACCGUGGAGACUGCAAUCUACAGCCCAGGCCAGCCUGGAGGUGUCCUGGAGGCAAAGAGAGCUGCCUGUAGGGCACUGAGAGAAGCCUUGAACUGCCAUGAAGAAAUCGACUCCCAGGAGCCAUUCAUUAUUUCACUCCCAGAGCUCAGAUACUGCCGAGUUCUGCCUGAACGUAGGCAAGAGAAGGUAUCAAAGACAGAUGCAGAAUGAAUUCCCUUGGGCAGCAGAACCUGUCAGGUUGGUUUUAGCACUGUCCUGCUGGAUGUCCCUUUGCAGAUCACUUCCCGGUCCCUUGCUUGUCUGCCCAGGCCUUUUGCAUGGAUGAGAGUCAGUGUGUGGCUGCUGCCAGAAGGGGACGCUGCGCCCUCAGCAUCACACUGUCCUUGCCACAAAACUGAGUUCUUUCCUGCAUUGGCUGAACAAUCUGCCCCGGGAAAGUUUUAUCAAAAAUCAGAGUUUCUUCUUUGUAUUAAAUGCCUUGCUGGAUUAUCAAAAUGUCCCUAAGAAACCUGUCCCUAAGAAAACAGCUGUCAGCAAAGAGAGAAUCAGAGCAGGCCAGAGGCCUCUAGAUUUUAAACUGUCCCAAAACUGAAACAGUGAGAGAAACUCAAGACUAAGGCCUAAGACCAUGUUUUCCCAGGAGAACCUGGGUGCAGGAGUCUGUGGUACAUGGUUCCCAUCAGCAAAAAAGCUCCUGAAACUCCCCAGAGUUCUUUAUAGCAGGGAGUUGACCUUAUAUCAAGUGGGUACACAUCCAGCAGAUUGAAUUACUGGGAUGGAUUAUUUUGGAUGGGAGGAACUGUGGGAGCACUAGAUUAUUUUUAAAUCAAAUUACCCACAUAAUACCUGAACUCAUUUCCCAUCCUCUUUGGGCAUGGCAAAGCACUAUAGGUAGCUGCAUCUUUUUGCAUUGGGAGUUUAUAUAUCUAUUUUUUUCUCUGGUGUUUUUUGUAGAUCUUUUGUCAUCCUAAGAUCUUCAUUACCAUCAAAAGAAGGAUUAAACACCUGAUAUUUAUCUC